CUCUUACCGUGCACGCUUCUUUUCAUCAUUUCAAAAUGGCGGACUUCUAUCUUCGCUACUACGUCGGACACAAAGGGAAAUUUGGCCACGAGUUUUUAGAAUUCGAGUUCCGACCUGAAGGCAAACUUCGGUAUGCAAACAACUCGAACUACAAGAAUGAUGUGAUGAUUCGCAAAGAGGCAUUUGUACACAAAGCUGUUAUGGAUGAACUUAAAAGGAUAAUUGAAGACAGUGAGAUACUGAAAGAAGAUGACACCCUUUGGCCACAGCCAGACCGAGUUGGGAGACAGGAACUUGAAAUAGUGAUGGAUAAUCAGCAUAUUUCAUUUACAACUUCCAAGAUUGGGUCUCUUGUUGAUGUCAACCAGUGCAAAGACCCUGAUGGCCUAAGAAGUUUUUACUACUUGGUUCAAGACCUCAAGUGUAUGGUGUUUUCUCUAAUUGGUCUCCACUUCAAAAUCAAACCAAUCUAAAUGUUUUCUCAAUUUGUGUUAUAUACAACUUUGCAGCCGUAUCUUUGUUUCAUAAUUUUGAUCUUUCUUUCUUACAUACUGUCAACCUGAGAAUUAAACUGUGGAACAGAAUAUAUUGCAGGUUGCAAGUGUGCUCCUCUUUGCUUGCUUGUUAUUCUUUUCUAAAGCUUCAUAAAAGAAAUCUACUGAGAGUCAAAACUUUGUACAUAUUUUUCAGAAACUAGAUGAAAUAACCACCAUCAUCAAUUUUUGAAACUGUACCCUUGUGCUAUGCAUGUGCACCAUAGCUUUUGAACAUUGUGAUAUUGGAUUUCAGCCCACAGUUAAAUAAUUUUCUUUAUAAACAAACCUGUAUCUUUUACUGAGUACAUAGGCAAAAAAACUGUAUCUUUUGUUAGUUUGGUCACAGCAUUAAUAAAAUGUUUUU
Molecule: messenger RNA, 900 nt
Organism: Pocillopora verrucosa
Lineage: Eukaryota; Metazoa; Cnidaria; Anthozoa; Scleractinia; Pocilloporidae
Product: protein mago nashi homolog
Biological process (GO): RNA splicing
Cellular component (GO): exon-exon junction complex; nucleus; catalytic step 2 spliceosome
Source: RefSeq, a predicted model, not a curated record